Dinoponera quadriceps is the source of this 1198-nucleotide messenger RNA. Its product is annotated as transcriptional regulatory protein SIN3-like. The transcript has 3 exons. The coding region runs from base 1 to 831 and encodes 276 amino acids. NCBI's taxonomy places the organism in Eukaryota, Metazoa, Arthropoda, Insecta, Hymenoptera, Formicidae. The record is from RefSeq and is a predicted model, not a curated record.
AUGUUGUCGAAAUAUACGAAGGUCGCAUUCUUGUUGCUGGCUUGCGUCUUCGAGAGUUGCUUGUCGUGGCCGCCACUCCACUUUUAUUACAAUUCAGAAUUCAAGUUGCCAUCGAUCAUUGUGAAUAAUAUACGAGAUGCUAUCGCAAAUGAUAAGGUUUACGAUCUUUACGAUCAUAAAAGGAUACUACUUCCAUUUGGUCCUGAGCUAAUCUUGACGCAAGGACAAUAUAAAAUAUUCGUGAACGAAUACUUUCCAAAACCGGAGGAAGUAUCACCGGCACCGGUCCUAAAACCGGAGGAGGAAUCACCGGCACCGGUCCCAAAACCGGAGGAGGAAUCACCGGCACCGCUCCCAAAACCGGAGGAGGAAUCACCGGCACUGACAUCGGCCUCGGAAGAAGAUGUGUCCGAUCUGAAAAGGCAAAAGAAGAGUUCGGCUGAAGUCACAUGGGCGGACAUCAAAGUGCAGGACUUCUCGAAGAACCCGGAGGAGAUUAAUGUUCCUCACGACGACGACGAUGCCAAAGAAGAGAAGCAUCAUGAUGAUGAAUUCGACUACAAACUGCACAACAUCAAAUCACUCGUACAAGCUUUACUAAUCCCUGCGAAAUCUUCCAAGAUGGAUGUAUUGCACUCCUUCUUAAAGGAAGAUGAUGAUUUUACUUCCGAGGAAAUAAUAAAGCUGACAGAAGCCGUUAGCGCGGCUAAGAAGAAAACGCCAACAUUUCAGUCAGAAUUAUUUAGAUUGCCGAUACACGACGUGAAUAGAAACGACGAACGUAUACAAACUACGUUCGACACAGAUCACGAAGAAGACGAAUACGAAUAAUUUAAACUGCCCGAAAUAUGAAAAUCGUGGCAUGAAUAGCCAAAAAAAUUACCGAUAUCGCAAUAUCACGCUUGCUACUAACUAAUUAUGACUAAUUAUGCCCAUUAGUCGUUGUUAAAUCAAUUUAUGCCCGUUAAAUGUAUCAAGCUCGUCAAUUUUUCAAACGCGAUAUUGUUCAACGAUCAUUACCAUAUAAAAGAUAUACUGAGAAAAAGGUUUCUUCAAAUUUAAUCAAUUUCAUUGCAUCCAAACAAAUUUCAUCACUGACAUGCUCCAAAGAAACUAAUGUUCCGAUUAAUAAGUAGAGUAAGAUUGUUAGACUCUUCAGCGAAUAUGUAUCUUCACUUCAAAUAAAAAAUUUGUUCGA